Sporothrix schenckii 1099-18 is the source of this 264-nucleotide messenger RNA. RefSeq lists its product as uncharacterized. The record is from RefSeq and is a predicted model, not a curated record. NCBI's taxonomy places the organism in Eukaryota, Fungi, Ascomycota, Sordariomycetes, Ophiostomatales, Ophiostomataceae. The transcript has 2 exons. Bases 1 to 264 code for a protein of 87 amino acids.
AUGUCUAAGAUUUACUUCCUGUCAAGGGAAAGGCUUCUGGAUGCGUCCAGACACUCCGGUACUUACUUCGUCGUCCACUCGGCCAUUGCGUGGGAUCAUCGCGAGGUCGCACUCUCCGCGCAACCAGACAUGCCUCUCACGGCCUCUGCAUUCCCUAUCCUCUCUCCUCUCCACCCUGGUCCUCGACCGCCCCAUAAUAAGAUGCACUCAUCGUGGGUGAGAGAGGGUCAAGAGGUGUGGUAUUGGCGCCCGCCCACCCUCUGA